Messenger RNA from Engraulis encrasicolus (European anchovy), 6722 nucleotides. RefSeq names its product polycystin-1-like protein 1. Gene Ontology annotation, cellular component: plasma membrane. Gene Ontology annotation, biological process: calcium ion transport. Lineage: Eukaryota; Metazoa; Chordata; Actinopteri; Clupeiformes; Engraulidae. Bases 1 to 6099 code for a protein of 2032 amino acids. The record is from RefSeq and is a predicted model, not a curated record. Gene Ontology annotation, molecular function: protein binding; monoatomic cation channel activity. The transcript has 43 exons.
AUGGCCCAAGGAAUCAGAGAGCCUGCCUACACUGAGUACCUGUGGGACUUUGGGGGCAGCAAGUCUGUUAGAACAACCUCUAGAACAAUGAUCAAAAAGUUCCAUGUUCCGAGAAGGUACAGUGUGACUGUCAGAGCGUUCAGUGGGCCAGCAACAUCUGUGGUUUCAGAGGUCCACAAUGUGACCGUCCAGAGGGCCGUUAAGGCAGCCAAGCUCCGGUUUCGCUCCUCCGUCCUCGUAAAUACAACCGUGGACUUCAAAUGCCCAGUCAGCGCUGGGACGGAUGUUUCUUACCUUUGGAGCUUUGGCGAUGGCACGGCACGACAUGGACAGAUGACCCAACCGCACACGUUUGACAGACUAGGCGAGUUCUUGGUAACAGUGACUGUGCAUAACCUGGUAAGCUCAGCCUCCCUGAUGGGAACUGUGUUUGUGACCCGGAAACCCUGUCUGCCUCCUCCAGUCAAGAACAUGGGCCCCAAGAAAAUACAGGUGCAACGCUACCAGGCUGUGCGUUUGGCAGUGACGUAUGAUGCACCAUUGGAGUGCGUUGAGUCUCAGGGGUUACGGUACCAGUGGACACUCUACAGGGCUGAUGGGCAGGACAUGAGACUUAGCCCUGAGGACACUGAUAGACAAGACUUGGAGCUGCCACCAUACUCCCUUCAUUAUGGCCUCUACAGGGCGGUAUGCAAGGUGCAGCUGAUUGGGAGUGUGGUGUACAGCAACUACAGCGUCUCGGUGGAGGUGCUACCCAGCAACCCCAUCAGCAUCAUUCGGGGGGCCACCAACCUCUUCAUCAGUCGCCAUGACAACAGCAUCAUCACCCUGGAUGGGAGCCGAUCACAUGACCCUGAUUACCCUCAGAGUAACCUGAGUUACAGCUGGCAUUGUAAACCAGUGAGUACACAUCAGGGGGAGUGCCUCCCAGGCCACGUCUCCACAUCACUGGCAGAGCUCAGCUUCUCAGUGGCAUCAGACAUCAAUCCCUCAUUCGACCAGUUUCGCUUCACGCUGACUGUGGAAAGUGGAGGACGCUCGUCCUCAUCAGAAGCAUUUCUCACCAUCACACCCAGCUCCAUGAGGAGUCUACAGAUCCACUGUGGUCACUGUGGUGAAGGAAAUGCUGUCAAUUGGAACGAGCAGUUUGUUGCUGAGGCGCUGUUUGACAAGGACACAUUCGUCCCCAAGGAUGUCUUUGUUCACUGGAAUCUCUACAUAAUCAAUGGCACCAGCAACAUUGUCAGUGAAGUCCCAUUCUGCAGUGCUGUUGAUCUAGGCGCACCAGCAAAAAUCCUCGAAAGUUCGCAGCCACCCGAGGGAGCACUGGAGGCGUUGGCGGAAACACCCUCGCCACUACACGAUCCUGAUGCACCAGUCUCCUCACUCAACUCAUUAGACGACAGUGAUCAGAUAACCAGUUUCUCUGAUGCAUUUGAUGUGUCGCCAAUGUCACCGUUAGACACACACGCUCCUCUGAUCCUUCAUGACAGUGGCAGCGGUGUCCCAGCUGAGAGUCACAGCGAUCUGUCUUCAACAGAGGACCUUGGUGGAUACGGAGGACCUACAGGUGUGGGAUUGGGCUGGAGUGAUGGAGAUGGAGAUGGAGAUGGAGAUGGAGGGUUGAUGUCAGAGGAUGCUGAUCCUGGUGCUGAUGCUGAGGAGAGCUACCUGAUGGACUCCAAGAGGCCCAGUCCUGUUGCCAUGGAGACAACCCUACUGGACCUGAACAGAGAGCUUGUAGACCCCCAGCUGUUAGAGUCCUACACUGUUGCAGGAAUGUCUCCGUCUGUCAUCGCGUUGAAACCUUACUCCCUCGCCCUCAACACCCGCUACAUGCUCUCAGCCACCGCACGUGAGGGGGAGACAGUAGUGGGUAGAUCUCAGCUGUUCUUCUCCACACGUGGAGGCCCCGAGGGCAGCGCGUGUCUGAUCCAGCCCAGCCACGGCCAAGAGAUACUCACCACCUUCAGCGUCUUCUGCGCAUCUGGACAAGAGGAGCUGUUAUAUGAGUUCAGCUAUUCGGUUGGCGAGAGGCCUCCUGUAGUGCUGUAUGAGGGAAGAGACUUACAGCACUAUUUCCACCUGCCCUCUGGAGACCACCAGCAGGACUAUGAAGAGAACAAGUAUGGGGUAACAACCAGACCGUGUGCAGCCCCGGUGAAGGUCCUGCCCAUAUUUCAGAGAGAAUCAGCCUCAACAUACGCUCCAGAGCAGCACCUGUUCACGCUGAGCACUAGGAACCUCAGCAGUCUGGUACAGACUGGUAGCGUAAGGGACAUCCAGAACUACGCUCGCCUGCUCACGAGUGUCCUCCGUAGGCUGAGCAGGGGAACUGCACCCUCUCCACAGCCCCUCUCCCAUGCACACAGCACCCUGGUGGACACACUGUGCCAGCUCACCACCAGGGAUGAGGUGACUUUGCAGAGUGCCAAGAUGGUUGCCAAGCACAUACAGGGCAUGUCUAGUAGGCUGACGAAUCAGCAGCUGUCUGGAGAUGCCCGGUCAUUGGAAAUUAACCUUCUUACUGCCACAGUCACACUGCUGUCUCAUAUUUUGGAAGUCACACAUCAAUUCGCUGAAGCAGGGAUAGAUCUCACCUCUGACAUCAUUCGCAUGAUCACAGAACGGUUACUGCCGAUUGUGGGUUUUGCUGAUAUGGAGCUGUACAACUGCACCACCUGGAGGAAGAUAAGAGUACUGCAGCUGGAGCGGCCUUUGUCUGUGGAGUGGCCGAGCAGGCCGCGUGAUGCCAUUCUUGUUGAAGGAGAGAGCUUCUCGCUGCAGUCCAGUGGGGUGAAUGUGCACCGCUUCAACGUGACGGCGGCUCUGCUGAGUCAGGCUGUACUGGUGACGCUGCGGUUCACUUGGCCUGCCAACCGCACCUUUCCCAUCAUGCUCCUCUUCAGGGUGUCAGAGAGUCCCACCCCUGAUGUGUACUCCAUAAAGAAGAUCCAUCGCUGGAACCAAGAGGCCCUUCACAUUUUCAUUCCUCCGUCCAGACUUCUUGAUAUUGGCACUGGCUACAUGUCCAUCCUCAACGCUGACUAUGACAAGCCACUUGGGAGGAAGUACAUCGCUCCCAUGGUGAACUACACGUUAAGGAUGGAGUCUGUCAGCUGUCUGUCAUGGGACGGUGCCAGCCAAUGGACAUCGAGGGGCUGCAGCCCUCAGGCAAGCCCCGCCUCCAACACUGUCAUCUGCAGUUGCAGCCAUCUCUCCACCUUCACGGCGACGUAUCAGACCGUUCAGAGCUGUGUGGACUUUGUGGACGCGUCUGAGUUCAUCAAGCCCAUCAAUAGCCAGGCGCCAUACUGGGUGAUUGGGCUGUCCCUUGUAGCAUUCGCCUUGAUGGCUCUCAUGUGUCGGCGUGCAGAUGCAGACAUAGGACAUCAUGGUGGAUUAGGCUCCGCCCCUCUGGUGCUGCCAGACUGCGGGCCGUUUGACGGACAGCUGUAUGCUGUCACCGUGGAGACCGGUCUGCGCUCGCCGGCCCGCAUGACAGCCAAGGUGUACAUGGUGCUGUGUGGUGAGGAGGGCACGUCUGACACCAAAGAGCUCCACAUCCCAGACAGGAAACUCUUUGGCAGGAACUCCAAACACACAUUCAUUCUCAGCACUGCCGAGAGCCUGGGCCCUGUGUGGAUGCUGCGUCUCUGGCAUGAUAACGGCGGCCCGCAGCCCAGCUGGUACGUCAGCCGUGUGCUGGUGAGGGAGCUGCAGAGCGAGAGGACCAGUCAGAGGACCAGUGGAGGAGGCCGUCACAGCAGCAGCAGCUGGUUGUUCCUCGGGGAGUGUUGGCUGUCUGCCGUAGAGGAUGAUGGGAAGGUGGACAGGAAGCUGAUGGUGUGCAGGGGGGGACUGGGCUUCUGGAAGCUGUUGUAUAUGAAGCUGACAGACUACCUGGAGGAUUUCCACCCGUGGCUGUCUGUGUACAGCUGUGCCCCCCACAACCCCCCCUCUCGCCUGCAGAGACUCUCUGUAUGUCUGCUGUUUCAGCUGGGUCUUAUGGCUACCACCGCACUCCUCAUUCACACAUACCACCAGCACCUACACCCGCCGCGCUGUCUAGAGCAGGGGCUGAGUGACGUUUCCAUGGCAACUGGUCUGCUGGCUGCCGCGUGUGUGCUGCCUGUGGGCUGUGUGAUCUUGCUGCUCUUCCGCUUUGCACAGUUAGACAAGCAUAAAAGAUCAUCUCCAAGUCUGAUGAAAGGCUGGUCAGAAUCUGACAUCAGCUCUUGGGAAGGAGCCCUGGCUGUGAAAUUCUGUCCGACUAAGACUCUGCUGUGGAUUUAUUCGCUGGUGUUCUCCCUCUUUGCCAGUGCUGUUGUCCUCCAUCCAACUCUGGCGGUGAGGGCUCGUCAGAGGGCUCGUUACCUGCGUCUGGUGCGUCCCCUUAAUCCAGACGAGCUGAGACUCACAUCUAGACGCCAGAGGAAGAACACACUCAUACGCAGGUUUCUCAGUGAGCUGAUUCUCUACGCCAUUGUGUUGUCCCUGCUGUUGUUUGUGGCAUAUGGGAAGUCAAGUCCUAAUAAAUAUCAUUUGAAUCAAGCCAUCAAGGCGCAGCUCAGAAGAGGUCCUUUCAAGGAAUUUCAAAAUAUAAGAACACAUCAGGAUUGGUGGCAUUGGACUUCAAGCAUCAUGAUGGAGCAUUUGUAUAAGGAUGCCUUGAGAAACAAUGCUUCAAGCCGCAGGACCAACCCACGGGAAGGCAGUUUCACUGCAAGCAUUCUUGUUGGUGAACUGAUUCUUAAGAAAACUGAGAGAGACAUAAACACACUCUGCCAAAACAACCAAAAAUGGUGUAGGCCCAAAAGUUGUGAUGGAACAUGGAAGACUGUUUACCUUGGACAAUCAUGGUCAGCAGUGCAGGCCUCCCUGAGUGAUCUGAAGUCCUCUUCCUGGAUUGAUGAGCAUACGUGUUGUUCAGUGGCGGCUCAGUUCAACCUGUACAACCCUCCCAGUCACCUCUUCAGCACCAUCACCCUAUUGGCUGAGCAGGACCCCUUGGGCCGCAUCUGGCCCAGUGCUGGGGUGGUGUCCACUAGGCUGUCCCUGUCCAUGGGUGCCCUUGACUGUGGCAUGGUGACCGUGGAGCUGCUGUUUCUGGUGUAUGUGCUGGCUCAACUAAUCAUCCAGCUAGGGUGCAUUUCUCAAAAUGGAGUGGCCUGUUUUUGUUCAGAGCCAAGAAACUGGAUUGAGGGAUCCGUAGUACUGAUAAGCGUCCUCUACUAUGCUGUGUCCGCUCACCACUUCAAGCUGAAAUCAGACACAACUGAACAAAUGUUGAGGGAGGACUUGAAUGUGUUUAUUGAUUUGGAGACUGUUGCAUUUUGGGAGCAGCUCACAGUAUCCCUACAUGGAGUCAUUGUGUUCAUCUUCUGGCUGAAAGGCCUAUUUGUGCUGCAGAUGAAUAAAACCAUGUGUUUGCCUCUGAAAGCUCUCAGCGCUUCACUCUGCAGCCUUAUGUGGCCAAUGACUGCUGGUGCCAUUUUGCUGAUGGCCUUGUCCUCCAUGGCCACGGUGCUCCUCCACCACUCCUCUCCUGCCCACAGCACUCUCCUCCGUUCUGUCAGGACUGUGCUGGCCUUCACCAUCACACCCAGAAGACUCAUGACAUGGCUGGGCCUCAAGUGUGCCAGCUGCACCUCUGGACCUCUCGUCCUGGCGUGUAUGAUCUGUGUGUUCCGGAUGGUGUGGACUGCACUGGUAAAAGGGAUGGUGACCUCGCUUGUGAAAACCACCAGGCUAUCAUCAUGCUUUACACUGUCUGAGCUUUCGGACUACAUGAAAAAUCAGAUAUUUGUUUUUGUUGGAAAGAGUGGAUCAGACCAGUCUGAAGACCACCAUCCUGUACAUACCUUUUGUUUGGAGGAGUUUGAGGACCUUCUGGAUGAGCUAUUGUUCAAGCUCAGUGCUGUCUCUGACAGCCUACACCACACCUUGCCCAGUAAAGACUUGGGAUUCAAGAGCCCUUUCUCCACCCAGUCUGAAUGGAGCAGCUCCUUUGAAUCAGAGGUCCUGCAGGAUGUAGACACUGAUGGCUUGCAGUCUCCAGUAGGCCAAACCUUCACAGACCUGAGAGUGGAAACAUAACAUGGUCAGACGGACUCAUACAUUACAUGGAUCCAGUAUCCUGUUCUUCGGAUCCUGCUGUGGCAGCUUACAUUGAUUUAUAGGAUGAGCUUUUCUGUAUACAUUUGAGCAUUCUCAAACAUGGUUGAGUACAUGCAAGCCGACAAGAGACAAAGGUGUCAGUUGUCCCAGGCCAAGGAAGUGCCACACCCCCUCUCCAUAGUUACAUUAUAUGGAGAGGGGGUACGCUACCUUUCAGAUGACUCUGUCCCGGACCCAGCAAAAGCUGUCAGCUGCCCUGGAUGAAUAUAGCCUACUGCAGGGGGUCUCCAAUUAUUUUCCCUAAGGGCACAGAUGAGGCUGAGGGCCAAACAAAUUGCCCGACUGUAUGGCCACCGAUAGCACACAUAGGCCUAUGUUUUCAUUUGUUCCAUUCUCAUGCUGGGUCAGAUGCUUGCCAAGCCCGGGCCGGAUCUUGCCCGUGGAUCAUUUGGAAACCACUGACCUACUGUAAAUUUGCUUUGGCUAUAGGUUUUAAUAGGCUGCCUUGGUGCUUUCAGUACAUCACUAAACUGUAUGUUUCCCUUUGAAAUCCACUUUACAAUCUGCUUACAAGAUUCAAACAUGCUGUCAUGUGUUCUGGU